AUGAGUUAUCAAUCCUCACAACUCCCUGAAGAUGAGUCUAUUAACAGAAAACUAUUACAAGAAACUAAUAGAUCAUUGAAAAUAGCACAAGCAGAAUUAACUGUAAAAAAAGUCUAUAAAACUAUGGAAUAUGAAAAGAUGAUGAAAAUUUUAAAUGAAAGGAGAAAGGAUGUUGUUGUGGGGUUAUCUGACCAGAAAAGUGAAGAGUCCCAACAAAGCAAACCAAUAAAAAAUGAUGAUGUUACUUCACCAAAACCACAAAUUAAUAACAAAGGAGUGCCAUUUUUCUGGAUUAGAGCAUUAAAUGCUGUUAGUUUGUUCUUAUCUUAUAAUACAGUAGAAGAAGAUUUAGUUGCUUUGUCGUACCUCAACGAUAUCAAAAUAACAACAUUAACACCAUCAUUUGAUAUGAAGUCAUUAACAAUCAAAAUGGGAAAGGAAUUAUCAUUCUUUUUUGAUAAGAAUCCAUAUUUUACUAAUGAUCAUUUUACAAUUAGAAUGAUAUAUCGAGCAAAUGAAAAUGGAGAACGUAUUGGUUCAACUGGAAGAAUUAAAGUUAUAACAAAUGGAAUUGAUUGGAAAGUGAAUUUAUUAGAGAUUAACUCAUCAUCAUUUUUUAAUGUGUUUAUACAAGAAUUAGUCAAUGAAGAAGAUUAUGAAAUUCUUGAUUCAGUUUUUGAUAACUUUAAUACUAAAGCCAUCCAAUAUUUUUAUCAAUUCAAUUAA
Messenger RNA from Entamoeba histolytica HM-1:IMSS, 726 nucleotides. Its product is annotated as nucleosome assembly protein, putative. Lineage: Eukaryota; Evosea; Mastigamoebida; Endamoebidae. The record is from RefSeq and is a predicted model, not a curated record. The transcript has a single exon. Gene Ontology annotation, molecular function: histone binding; chromatin binding. Gene Ontology annotation, biological process: nucleosome assembly. Bases 1 to 726 code for a protein of 241 amino acids. Gene Ontology annotation, cellular component: nucleus; chromatin.